AUAAUAUUUUGGAUUACUAGUAAAUGGAUCAAUUUGACGAAAACUUACCUGAUGAAUUACUCAAUGAAGGUGCUGUUGUUCUAAGAGUCAAAACAACAUCACAUCUGACACAGAACAUGUCAUGAACACCAUUCAAGUCAACUAAAGCAGUACACUUAGUCUCCCAAGUUUGAUUAAAGAAGCAUAAUCAGGACACUUCCAACAAAAAGCCUAUCAUCGGAACUAAACUUCCUUCAAAGAAAAUUCAUUCUCAAGGGCCUCCUUGAAAUUCUCAAGUACAGAUGGAUAUCAGAUCUUUACUCCAGAAAGCAAUCAAGAUCAGGAAUUUCUAUGCUGAUGACUCUGAUAGCUCAGGAUCAUCUCCAUUUAAUUUUGCGGCUAAAUUACACCCAGAGCUUGAAGAUUUUAAUGAUGUUCCGGUAAUAAAAAGAGGCCGAUUGGAGAAGCAUCAUAGCUUUAAAAAUAUUGAUAUAACAAUGAGGGACAUUAAGAGUGCUCAAUAA
Moneuplotes crassus is the source of this 503-nucleotide messenger RNA. The record is from the annotation of a GenBank genome assembly. Lineage: Eukaryota; Ciliophora; Spirotrichea; Euplotida; Euplotidae.